Labeo rohita (rohu) is the source of this 6232-nucleotide messenger RNA. It is a transcript of the gene tdrd15, whose product is annotated as tudor domain containing 15. The coding region runs from base 217 to 5763 and encodes 1848 amino acids. The transcript is spliced from 5 exons. The record is from RefSeq and is a predicted model, not a curated record. Lineage: Eukaryota; Metazoa; Chordata; Actinopteri; Cypriniformes; Cyprinidae.
UCAUUUGUUAAAAUAUGUAGAUGAUUUGUUAUUGGCCAACAAACGCAGCGUCCAUCUUCCAACACGUGCCAAGGCAGCGUAAUCUCCCGAAAACAUGAUGCUGCAGCAGAGAAUCUUGUCAGACGCGAAGUGUGUUGACCUCCAUCAUCCCAAGCUGUGGCAGAUGUGCUCAGUGCCUUAACAUUUACCAGGACUGCAUGGUUAGAUUGGAUUCAUAUGCCUUGGAGUCAAAUGGAGAGGGCAAAAGAGGAGUCAAAGCUCCCUGCUCCUUGUGUUUUGUGGCCUGUGGAGCUGAAGUUGACCCACAUUGACUGCAGUCCUGAGGACACACUGGUGCACUUUCAGGGCCAAUAUAUGACCAUCUGUGAACUGGACUACAACAUUCUUCAAGUUGAAAUUCAAAAUGCUGUGAAAUCGAAAGUUUCUGUUAAAGUCGGAGAGCUUUGUCUGGUUGAAGAUGCCGUGUCUGGUCGCUGGUUCAGAGGAAGGGUCCAAAACAUCAAGGGCGAUUUGUUCCACGUCUUUUUGCUCGACCAUGGAGAUGUGUUGAUUGUUGGGCCUGGCCAUUUAUCCUCUAUAUCUGACACUCUGCUUAUGCUCCCUCCAAAGAUUGUCUGUGGUUUCUUUGCCAAUAUACUUCCAGUCCAGAACCGAUGGGACAGUUUGACACAGAGUUAUUUCUCUUCCCUGAUAGGCAGUCAGAUUAAAGGAUAUAUCCAUGCCCGUCUGCCAUACCACGUCCUCAUACUUGAGGUUCCAGACAUUAAUUGUGACUUGUUAAAACUGAGGCUUGGGAGGCAUGUGGACACAAGUACAUUUCUGCUACUAGUUGAGAUGCUUAUUGAGGAACCGAUUCCACAAAGCAAUGAAUCCGUCCCAGAUCUCUUGAUUGAAAAGCAAAUAGGGCAAGAAUGUUGCCUCAAAUCCUCAAGCCUGCUGGGCUUCGACGAGAUUCUCACACUUAAUGGCCCAAAGCUGAAAGUUGGUCAAAAAGCAAGAGUCGUCGUAGCCGCAGCCGUGAACCCUCGAUUAUUCUACUGUCGACUCUCAUCCAUGAGUAAGGACCUACAAGAAAUGUCAAACAAAUUGGCACUUGCAUGUGAAUCAGGGAGUGGUUCCAUAAGCAGUAAACCUCUUGAAAAUCUCGGCUUGCUUUGUGCAGUCAAAGGGAAAGAUGAAAAAUGGCACAGAGGAUUUGUGCAAUGUCUCCCUCUCAACUCUCAAGUCCGAGUUGUGUUUGUCGACAGCGGCUAUUGUGAAUCAGUGAAAGUUGAAAACAUCCUUCAGCUGCCAUUUGAAUUCAUCUCAGCACCAAUCAUGGCAUUCCCAUGUUCGCUUUCAUGCUUGGAAGAACAGGAUGAGACCAUUAAAAACCAACAACUAGAGCUUCUCAAGACUGGAUUGCUGGGAAAGUCUUUGGAGAUUGAAAUAGAUUACUUUUGCAAAGAUCAGAACAUCUACUUGGUCACAUUGAGCACUGCUGAGAAGCACUCAGAAGAGCAAGCUGAUGUUAAAAUGCCUGAAAGUGAAAUUUUCGACAGCAAGUCCAACUUUCCCCAGAGUGUGCUUGCAAAGAUGUAUGCAACAGAGAUGAAAGAAGUCCAGACUUCUGAUACGGUUCCUAGUGAAGCAGUACCUGAAGGUUCAUUUUUUGAGGGUUAUGUGGUGCACGUCCAAAGUCCAAAACAUUUCUGGAUAAGGACAAAAGAUCAAAAUCUUGAUUUUGAAAACAUGACUGCAGAAAUCACUGAUUACUUUAGCAAACUACAGCUGAAGGAUGAAGUUUUUGAAGACCCAGUGCCUGGUGCACUUUGCUGUGCAAUGUACGAAAAAGACAUGCAUUACUACAGGGCCCUUAUAGUAGACACUCUGGAGAAAGGAGCUGAGGUGUUUUUCAUCGACUUCGGGAACACUGAAAAGGUGCCAAGCAUGUUAAUUAAGAAGCUCCCCAGAAAGUUUGCCAGUCAGCCAGAAUUUGCUCUGAAAUGUGCUUUAGCACAUGUCGCACCAUUUGAGGACAUUUGGACAACUACAGCAUCCAACUUCUUUCGGCAAGUCACAUCAGACAAAACUUUGACAGUUCAUGUCAUCCACAGGAAAAAUGGCAAAUAUGUUGUUGAUCUUUUUGAGAGAGGAGCUGAAAAUAACACUAGCAUUGCAACCAUCAUGACAACAGCAAAAAUGGCCUUGGAUUGGAGAUACAACCCGGCAUUAGCAUCUGUUAAAGUGGAGACGCAAUGUAACGAUAAUGGAAAUGCCCUGGGCAAGAAAAAAAAUAGAAAGCCUGAUCAUGUGGUGACCUUUCACAACGUCGCAUCUUCCAGGCCCAAUCAUGUGUUCUUUGAACAACAGAUUGACGCUGAGACACCUAAACCAAAGGUCAACACUCCUGACACUUUCAAAUCGACGCAUUUCAAACCAGGAUCUAAAUUGCAUGUCAUUUGCUCACAUGUAAACUCUCCGUCUGAUUUCUGGUGCCAAAACGAAAGCACAAAAGUUGAUCUGGACAAGUUGAUGAAAGAGAUGCAGGCGUUUUACCAAACGCACACAGUUGCAUUCAAGCCACAUUCAGUAUGUUGUGCUGUCAAGUUUCUGCAGGACAACCGAUGGCAUAGAGCACGCAUUUUAGAAGAAAAAAUUGACAAACUGUCUGUGAUGUUGGUCGACUUUGGCAUAAGUAUCCAGGAAGAGAGGCAAAACAUCCAAGCUCUUGCACCACAGUUCUUUGAACUUCAUGAACAAGCAUUCAGAUGUGCUUUGAGCUUGAUUGAACCUGUCGGAGGAAGUUCUUGGAGUGCAGAAGCAUGCAGUUUGUUCAGGGAUUUUUGUGAGGGUUCGUCCACUGUAUGCAGAAUUCAUUCCCAACUCUAUGAGGAAGAAAAAGGUCUCCUCAAUGUGGUCACCAUUCAUACACCUCUUCAACAGGCCACCACAUACCUUGUGGAGAAAGGCGUUGGAAUGGAAAUGCAAACUCCGAAGCAGCUACUCCCAUCAGCCCAUCCUCGCUCUUUCGUUUACUCUUCUUUCAACAUAACUCCUGGAAGUGAAGAACUGGUGCAUGUUACUCAAGUUCGCAGUCCUUGGGAAAUCUAUGUUCAGCUUGACAGGAAUACAGAGAUUGUUGAAAUGCUGAUGGAGAGAAUUGAAGAAGAAAGUCAGCUCUUGACUAUGACAUCUGAGGACUACAGUGGUAAUGUUUGCCUGGCUAAAUAUAUCUGUGACAACCAGUGGUACAGGGCUCUGACGCACCCUGUUCAAUCCCAUCAGCAUGUGAGUGUGUUCUUUGUCGAUUAUGGUGAUAUGCAAAUUUCGGAGAAAACAAAUGUCAUGCCGAUUCCCACAACGGCAGUUGACUUAUUGAUGACACCAAUGCAGGCUCUGAGAUGCAGUCUUUUGAAUGUUCCAGAGGGGGAACAUUUGCCAGAAGUCAAUGCGUGGCUUGAGACCGACAUCCUCAACAAAUCCUUCCAUGCCAAGUUUGUGUCAAGGGACAACAACGGACAUUUUGUUUGUGAUCUUUAUGAUGGAAAUGUGCUUGUCAAUGAAAAAGUCAAAGAGCUCAUGUCAACUCAGGGUGUGGAAGAACAUGAUCCGGCUGCCAGCAAACCUGCCUUAGAUUCCCACCAAGAAGUAGCGGAUGUUGCCGUUUCAAAGAGUAAAGUGAUCUCCAAAGUGAGCGGACGUGGUAAAACCAAACAGGUUGAUAAGCAAAUUCUGAAACUGACAAAAUCUCCCAAAGCAGAAUGCAAAGGACCAAUAAAUGCCGAAGGACAAAACACGCCCUGUUCUUUUAAAGUGGUGCUGCCUCAUCAAACCUUGCCAAAACUUGGUGAUCUUCCUGCUGUCAAUUUUAAACCAGGUUUUAAAGGUGUGGGCUUCAUCUCUCAUUGCAAUUCUGUUCGAAGCUUCUUCGUUCAGAUGGAAGACGAUGAACCAAACAUCCUUCAGAUGGGCGAGGAACUAAACAGCACUGUCUUCAAAGAUAACAUGAAAAAUUUGGAAACCGAAGUAAGAGUAGGGGACCUUGUUGUGGCUGAGUUUGAAGAAGACUUGGCUUUGUACAGAGCUGUUGUCACCAACGCGUCAAACUGUGGCCACUUAGCAGUCGAGUUUAUCGAUUACGGCAAUACCGCAACUGUCGACAGGAAGAAUGUUCACAUGCUAACCAGUAUGUUUUUGUCUCAGCCCAGACUGAGCACUCAGUGCACGCUUGCGAAACCUUACUCUUGUAAAAAUGAAGACUCUUUUAUCAAGGAAGCAGCUGGUAGGCCUUUAAUGGUUGAAUUCAUUCGAAAGCUCUCAAAUUCAUGGGAAGUGAGGAUUGAGGUUGUUGAGGAUGCCCAGGUGCAUGGCGAAUCAAAGUAUGAUGGUUAUCAGAGCAAAGAAGUAGAUCUGAUGAGUCAGAAAGCAUCCCAGAGCAAAAACAAAACAGAAACCGUCCAGCAGAAGACAAUCCCAUACAGGCAACAAUGCAAAUGUGAACUCAAAAACACUCAGAAAGAAGUUAGAAGCUUCCAGCAUAAGACGAAGUCAAACACACAACAACGCAACAGCGAACUUGGAAGCGGUCAGACAGUUGCAACAAAACAAGUGAAGAAGUCAGUCACCUUCUUACCAACGUGCAUCAAAACCAAAGAGUUUUUUAGAAAGAGAACAAGAAAGAGAAAGGUUAACUACCAACCACAAUGUGCGACAAGCAUUUCAGUAACUAAAAAUUCAAGUAUGUUCAAGGAAAAGGUUUCUCCUUAUCCUAAAGACCUUGAAACCUCUAAGUCACCUGUUGGCGUCUCUCUGCACGAUGUGAAAGAUGACAAGUCAGUGAAAAGUCCUGAUAAGUCGCUUGUUGUUGAUGACCAUCCUCACUUCCCGAAGAGCCGCAGUUCCCGUUUGGAUCGACCACAGACUCUAUUCCAAGCCCCUGUCCAAAUGAACUUUGAAUAUAAAGGAUUCACAGCGGCAGUCACAACCCCGUCCGAAUUUUACGUCAUUCUCGAAGACCUGCUUUUGAUUGUAGAUACAGUCUCUGCCAUUCUUGAGAACCUACCCGAAGCCUUGGCACCAUUACCAGAGGUUCAUUUCGUUCCUGGUGCGAGCUGUUUGGUGAAAUCGGCGGAGAAGAGGAAAUGGUGCAGGGCGGAGAUCGUGCAGUGCGAUUCCACGUCGGUGCUCAUGAACUUGGUUGACUAUGGGCAGUAUGUCGUUCUGUCUCGUCGGGAUGCUCGCCAGCUGAAAAAACUUCCAGAGGAGCUCGGUAGAUUACCUAAAGUCACCUACCAUUGUCUACUGAGGGGAGUUAAACCCAAAGGCCAGGACUGGUCUGACGAGGCCAUUGUUUUCUUCCAGAACUCCAUGUGUCACAGCAACCUUCAGAUACGUUUCAGACAGCAUGUUUCUGAGACACAAUGGGAGGUCGACAUUGUCACUGGAAAGCGAAAUCUCGCAAAAGAGUUAGUAGAUGCUGAUCAUGCCAUGUAUAUUGAUAAUAUGCUUGGAAUCAGGUUUCAGCAAGAGCAAGGAGCCAAUAGAGAAUCUAAACAAGACAUCACCAGCAGUGUGAAUGUUUUUUCCACGAUGACUGAGCACACAAGCAAAGCCGAAUGUUCUCAGCCACUCUUUUCAGAGGAGUCCAUGUUUGAUCAAAAGUCAUUUCAAGAUUCUGUUGGGGAGCGAUACACACAUCCUAUGAAUAGGGGUGAAAAUCUUGGACCUGCAGAGAGGGCAACGCUUAGUACAUCAGGUACCAAACAAUGUGAGCUGAUGUGAGACGGCCUGUUCUUCAACAGAGACGCUGGCGAAUUACGCUCGACAUUGCACUUAAGCUUUGGAAUGGCUGUGUUUAAUUUAAUUUUUUUGUUUCAGUAAUGAUGUUCUAUAAGUGUGUUUUGUACAAAUGGAGCAUUUUGUUUUAUGGAAUAGAUGGUAUAGUUUGUGUUGUUCAAACAUUAUAUUCACAGAUCUUAAAAUUGUAAGAUUUUAAACAUGAAACUCUAUAUCACUUUAUUUUUGAUGAAAAAAAUCUAGUUUUAGAACUAAAGGCUUGAUUUCCAGGUUUUUGCCAGGUCUUAUGUAUCUAUAAAUGGACGUGUGACUGAUGAAAUAUACAAUUUAAGUUCUGAACAGCAAACCUUUGUUUAGUAUUUAAAAGAACUGACAUUUGACCUCUGUUUGAUUGUGCUGUUUAACACAGUGUGUGUGAAAAUGUUAAUUUUUCCAGUUCUGUUGGAACACACAA